Molecule: messenger RNA, 1119 nt
Organism: Anopheles gambiae (African malaria mosquito)
Lineage: Eukaryota; Metazoa; Arthropoda; Insecta; Diptera; Culicidae
Product: GILT-like protein 1
Exons: 5
Coding region: 352-936 (194 amino acids)
Molecular function (GO): oxidoreductase activity, acting on a sulfur group of donors, disulfide as acceptor
Source: RefSeq, a predicted model, not a curated record
CCCAACGCUAGCCGACGCACACUACGAUAGCACGUGGCAGUACGCAACGACAGCCCGCUCGCCCGCUCAGAACGCACUCUCGCGGCUCCAUCGUGGUCGUUGUGAUGGCUUAAUCCGAUCCAAGCGUCACACACCGACCAGAAAUCCCUCAUCGAGGGUCGAUUUUCGGCGGUGGGGAGGCGGGGAGGCGAGAACGGUGAAGCGAAAAUAAGCAUUUAGCACGACCCGUUUCGGUUGCAUUCCGCUCGACACCUUCAGACGCAACGGAUCAGCGAAGCAUCCGACCCAGCAGCUUACGCGUGCUUUGCCAAGCCUUUGAAAGUGAUUUUACUCCACUCUACCUCGGCGACCAUGAAGCGAUCUUUGGCGGCGGUCCUAAUCUUUGCAGCGUUCGCUGCCAACGUGCAGGCGGUGACGGUGGACGUCUACUAUGCCCACCUUUGCCCGGACAGUGUGCGCUGGGUGCAGAAUCAGCUGCUGACAUUGAAUCCGACGCUUCUGAACGCCAUCACCCUUGACUUCAUUCCGUUCGGCAAAGCGCAGAGCGUCAACAAUGGCCAGAGCUUCAUUUGCCAGCACGGUCCGGCCGAAUGCGAGGGCAAUCGUGUGCAAUCGUGUGUGCUCAGCCUGCUGCCGACCCAGCAGGCCCAGGUGAACUACGUCGGAUGCCAGAUGAGCUUCACCGCUGAUCCACGCGGCUGGGAGUGUGCUUUCCGUUCGGGCGUUAAUCUUAACGCUGCCGAGCAAUGCGUUGAGGGUACGCAGGGAACGACCCUUCAGCUUGAGGCGGAGCGUCGCACGCAGCUCAUUACGCCGGCGUUUAUUCCAACCAUCGUGUUCAACGGCCAAUUCGACCAGGGUCUCCAGGAUCGAUCGCUGAACGACUUUGCGGGCAUUAUUUGCGAACUGGCCGGACUUACCGGAGUGGGCUGUUAAGCGUCCCCGUGUGUGUUGACUGUAUCGAGCUGACGCGUAGUGAUUAACUAUAAGAAAGUCAAUCCAACAGCCAAAUAGCCGAAAAAGAACAUUUUUAAAAUUGUACAUCACUUCAAAAUAAAAACAAAAAACAAAUAAAGUACAAAAUGUUCGCAUGAACUAGGACACGCGAAACAACUUUAA